Molecule: messenger RNA, 2006 nt
Organism: Owenia fusiformis
Lineage: Eukaryota; Metazoa; Annelida; Polychaeta; Sabellida; Oweniidae
Source: the annotation of a GenBank genome assembly
CAACUGACCACAUUAUACAUGUACUCUAUUCAUGAAAUCAAAUAUUUGAAAGGGUCAGACACUCACUAUAAAAAGUUGACCAAUUCUGUCAGCUUAUAGUUUUGAAAUCCUUGUACAUGUAUAAGGACUACAUAGAAAAUAUAAGUUUCAAACAGACAGAAAAAUGGCUGACAGAAAGACCCCAAAAUUCAACAGAGAUAAAACUGCAUUUGAGAACAUGUCAGAUAUUUGGAAGAGUAAAGCAAAGACAUACUUUGUACGGUUUGACGCUAACUCUGAUGGAAUUCAUGAGCGCAAAGAUUAUGAGGCCAUUAUCGAGAGGUUAAUUAACCAUAUGAAAACUCAUGGUAUCGAACCUACCAAGCAACAAAUAGAGAGGUUUAACCACACAUUCAUCGAUACAGUUUGGUGCGAAAGUGUGGCUGGAGGUCAUGAUACUGGAUAUGACAGAAAAAUCACCAUGGAAGAAUUCUGCAACAAUAUCGCAGAACAUAUGAUUCCUAACAUAGAGUUCUGUACUGGUGUAACACUUCAAUUCGCCUCACACAUAUUUGAUGCUAUUGAUUUAAAUCGUGAUAAUGUACUUUCCUUGAAAGAGUACUCAGCCUUUCUUGGAAUGCUAGAUGUUGACGAGGAACAUGCCAAAAUUGCGUUUUUGUCAAUUAACAAAGGAACUGGGGACACAAUUAGCCGCGAGGAGUUUUGUAAUGCAUACAGUGACUUCUGGAUGAAUUUUGAAGAAGGUGGAAUUGGGGAGAAUGUUCUCGGACCUAUAGUAAGAUGGUAAAUGAUGUGCUGCAGAAAAUAAACAUAACUUUGAACUAAUAUAUCGUUGGUUGUAUGGGAGAAAAGGUUAACUUUUUUUAAACAUUAAUAAUGACUUAUACAAUUUAAAAUGGUGAGUGAAUAACUUGCGAAUAUAACUUUAGCAGAAUGUGAACUUGACCAUUGACUCGAAGAUGGUAAAUUAUGUACUGCAGAAAAUGAACAUAAUUUGGAACUAAUAUGUGGAUAGUCUGGGAGUAACAGCUGAUUUAUAUAACAUUAAUGAAGACUUCGUUAUAUUACUAAAUAAAAUGAAAGCUGAAAAAUCUGUGAAUAUGACAAUCAGAAAGAGAACUCAGGACCUAUGACUAAAAGAACAGAAUAACAAAGAUGAAAAUAAUAUAAUAAUUUUUUAUGAUAUAUGUUUUAUGUAACAAAUAUCACCACAAUUGUAAGAUAUAUCUAACUCAUUACAAUAGGCUUUUCAGAUAAACACUGCCACCUUUUGGCAACCACCAUCUUAGCUGUGUUUCAUGGAUAAAACUAGAAAAACAGCAACUCCACGGAGUAGCAAAUCCCACCGAACAAAACAUAUUAUGCUUAUUAUAGCUAGUGUAAAUGUUGAAAUGUUUGUGCACUUUGUGAUAGAAGCAUAAAAUUUGGCACAAAGUUAGUUUAUACCAUUGUGAACUAGGCAUCAUCAUAUAAAAUCUGAACCAAAUCCGUUCACUGGUAUAUGAGUUAUCAAAGAUUACGUGCUUUAUGAAAAUCGGCCGCCAUCUUGAAAUUCAGACGCCAUUUUGAAAAUUAUUUCUUGAACAGAGCUACUGUGUCCCUAGGCAUAAUCAUAUAAAAUUUCAACCAAAUCUGUUCACUGGUAUUUGAGUUAUCAAAGAUUACAUUUUUUACGAAAAAUUGCCGCCAUUUUGAAAUUAAGCGGCCAUCUUGAAAAAUUUUUGUCGAACAUAGCUACUGUGUCCCUAAGCAUCAUCAUAUAAAAUUUGAACCAAAUCCGUUCACUGGUAUUUGAGUUAUCAAAGAUUACAUAUUUUUACGAAAAAUGGCCGCCAUUUUGAAAUUAAGCGGCCAUCUUAAAAAUCUCCUUUUGUGCGAAACUCCUUUGUCCCUAGGCAUCAGUAUAUAAAAUUUGAACCAAAUCCGUCAACUUGUAUUUGAGUUAUCAACGAUUACAUUUUUUACAAAAAAUGGCAGCCAUUUUUAAUUGAGCGGCCAUAUUGAAA